AAAAUUUUUGAGAGGAGAGAGAGAGAGAGGAAUCGCUGAUUAGGGCAAAGUUACCCUCUGAUUUGCUGGUAUUUUGCUCUCUGCUGAGACUCUGAAGCUUGAUUUUCCGGGAAAAUUUGGGAUUUUCUAGGGAAGUUUUCAGUUUUUCUUUUGCCAUAAAGGUUUUGGAUUCCAGAAAGCAUAGUUGAGGGCAGGUUUUCCACUUUAGCCAUGAUAGUUUAUCAAAAAACUGUUUGCAUUCCCAGUGAUGGAUAGAAGUUUCUAAUGUCAGACUUGCGUAUGUAUGAGUUUGAAGAUAAUGUGUGGGAUGCAUUUAGAGAGAGCGAUGACCAUAUAGUACCUCAUCCUGCUAAGGAAUGUGGAGAUCAAUUUAGAGUUUGCAGUGAUAUUCAUAAGAAACCAUGGCACAAAGUAGUUGGCACUGUGAGUGAUGCUAGUGAUGCUGCUGGAUACACUCAGAGAAAAGAAAAAACUAGCUUGCUUACUCUGACCAAGAAAGAUAGAAUGCUAGAUAAGGGUUCAUGGUCUCAUGCACUGGAUGGUGUUUUUCCUGCUUGUAAUAGCGGCUCAGUCAAAGAAGUUGCAAGUAUAGCGUCUGAAGAAACAAGAGCAUCCAAUGGUAUUUUGAAAGUUGGAAAUACUGAUUCAGUUGGCAGUGAGUUGUGUUCUGAUGAUCCUGCCCUGGACGAAAAGAGUGCUGCAGAUGAUACUGACACAUAUCUUUUUCCACUCGGUCAAAUAUCUGAGACAGAUAAUGAUCUUAACUUUUUUGAUAAUGAUCAUGAAGACAAAGAUGACAGCAAUCUAUUAUACUAUGGAUGGCCAGACGACAUAGGCAAUUUUGAGGAUGUUGACAGGAUGUUUAGAAGCUGUGAUUCAACAUUUGGUCUGGAGAGUCUCAGUAAUGAGGAUGACUUGUGCUGGUUUUCGUUAUCUCAUGCUACAGAAGGAUCUCAAGAUGCAUUGAAGUCGGGUUCUAAGUUUUCUAGUUCUGAGGCAAGUGCAUUGAAUUACACAUCGGACCAUCAUGAUGCUUCUAGGCUAAACAAUGUCGAUUCCUCAGUCAAUGAUUCCAAUAAGGAAACUCUACUAACAGGUGAUAAAAUAAGUUCCAAUACUGCUGGAGCUACUGACAUUUCAGCGUUUGGUCAAUUGCAAUUCCCAAAUAGAUCUGUUGCAAACUCCACAAGUAAGGAUGAGACAAUGCUUCACGAGCAGAUAAAUAGCAAUAGAAGUAAGGUAAGGCACCAAAACCACUCAGAAGGAAAGAGAAAAGAACGGGACCUGGAUAAUGGUGGUUCUUUCCAUCAUAAUGGUAACUUAAAGCAAUUUGCAGAUGCAAAGUGUUCACUUGGGAAUGUGCCCCAUCAAGUUCUUUCUCCUCUAGGUGUUCAGCAACAUAAACAAAACACAGUUUCAGAUUCCUUGAAUCACAUGCAGACACAUUUGUCAUAUAUGCAUGUGGACUAUGGUCGUCCAUCAAAUCAAACUUUAGUCUGUCCAAAUCAAUCAAGAAUCAAAUCUGAAAGUAAUGGCAUCCUUUCUCCUCCUCCAAAGGAGACAUCAUUUGAAUCAAACCAAGUGCUUUUUAUGGAAAGUUCUCAUGGUCCCUCAUCAGAGGCUCCCGCUGUAACAACUGAGAAGAGGGAAAGGCUAUAUUGUAACCAGGAUUUAGAAGUCCCAUAUGCCAGGAAUUUGAAAAAUCCAAAUAUUGCAAGUGUGAAAUCAUUUUAUGAUUCAGUUCAGAAUCAAGCCCGUCAAUCCGGAUGCGAUAUUGAAGGUCACAGCGAAAUUGGAGGAGUUAGCAUUGCAAUUGCAGGAGAACUAGAUUCUUCAAAUGCACAGGAAAGCUCCUGCAUGAGCUCUGUGUCGGAUGAAAUCUCGCUAGAAGCAACUAGUUUUUGCCAGCUUCAACAAGUCAUGGAACAGUUGGAUAUUAGGACAAAACUGUGCAUAAGAGAUAGUCUGUAUCGCUUGGCAAGGAGUGCUGAACAAAGGCAUAAUUGUGUGAAUGCGGAUGUUGGUACAAGAGAUGAUAGAGACACAAGCUGUCCAUUGAUGGAUCAAGAAACAAACAAGAGCAAUGGAUUCCUUGAUGUGGAAACGGAUACAAAUCCCAUAGAUCGGUCUAUAGCACAUUUGCUGUUUCACAGGCCCUCAGAUCCAUCUGCGAUGCCCGUAAAUGAUGGUUUAUCUCUAAAGUCUCAUGCCAUGGUUCAAGGAUCUGUAACAAGUACACCUAUGAUGGCUAAGGAACAAGUUUGCCAGGACGAAACUGCCAGUGCGACAGACAAAAGUUUGUUAAUGAGUGGCGAGAAACAGUAAGUGUUAACAUGGCUCGCUCACUGUAGAAUAUGUAUAAUUUUUUGGAUUACAGCACAUUAUGAGAUACAAUGGCUUUUCAUGUGGCUCCAACAUAGAUAUUAUUUCAAUUCUAUGUUUGGAUCUCAUCAAUUCUCAGAUUUUUGUAAUCAACCUUGAUGUUGCCUUUGUAAUGAUUAGCUUGAUAACAUACUCAUCUGCUCAACUGUCCUUGUAAUGAUUAAAUUGAUAACAUACUCAUCUGCUCAACUGUCCUUGUAAUGAUUAACUUGAUAACAUACUCAAUCUGCUCAACUAUCAUUUUUGC
Molecule: messenger RNA, 2629 nt
Organism: Manihot esculenta (cassava)
Lineage: Eukaryota; Viridiplantae; Streptophyta; Magnoliopsida; Malpighiales; Euphorbiaceae
Product: protein LNK1
Exons: 8
Coding region: 265-2325 (686 amino acids)
Biological process (GO): circadian rhythm; regulation of DNA-templated transcription
Source: RefSeq, a predicted model, not a curated record